AUGUUGGGCCCAGAUGUUGCUUCCAGUAAACCAACAUGCCGUCUCGAGCUCAAAUCAUACUCCGAGAACCAGGACUAUCUGGCAGAAGGGAAGACGGAGCCCCAUAGUCGCUCGCAGACUUUAAUCUACCACGUUGAAGACAACAUAUGGUGGGUAAAAGUGACUCUGCUGGGUACCAUCUCUGGCCUCGGAAAUCUCGAAAAGCAACCUGCUUCAAAGCGGGAGCGACGUGAGGUAUUCCAAAGCUUCAUUAAACGAAUUCACUACAAAUCACUGCCUCUCUUCGCCGACACCGUGACCGAGAUUAUACUGGGAGAAUGUGCAGAAACGACGGACCUACAAGUCGAGUUCAUAUUAGAUGAAACCACUAAAUCGGCCAAAAAGACGGGCCCACCCUUAAGAUGCAGGUUCCCCUCUUUUCAGAAAAUCAACAACGAUGAAUUAACAGGAGUUACGGAAAUCAAAGAUGGAGUGUUCUGGGUAAACAACAACGGGAUGCGAUAUGUUCCCAAGAUCGUAAACCGUCCUUUUUACCAACCUCGCGACACGGAAGUCAUUCGAAGGGAGCAGGAGAACCUCAAGGAAUUUACGGGUGUGCCAAAUAUUGUGCAGGCAACGGGGGUUGCAGUAUCUACAAACCCCUACAAGACUUCAAGGGGGAGCGAUGGCCCACUAUUCAUAACUGGGAUUCUACUCGAGGCCUAUGCCGGAGGGUCGUUGCAGCAAGUGCUCAACGAGCACCGUCUUGCUGAGUAUCCUUGGAAGCAGUGGGCCGGAAAUGCAGUGCUGAUCGACAUCAGUGGCAUUGGCGGGAUCACCCAUGAAUGGUGUGCACCGGAAAUCCGAAAUGAGAUAUCUCCCUUUGAUCUUCCAUUUGAGCAGCGCUGGCUAAAUGAUGUUUGGGCCUAUGGAAAACUUCUAUCUGCGAUCGCAUCCCAAGCAGGAGAUGGCUCAUAUGCCAAAGCUCUGAGCCAGGUUGCGGACUGUUUAAUGAGCGAUUUCGAGACACGCAUGAGUUUAUUAAGUGCAAUCUCGCGUCUCGAAGAGGCCGUGGAUUAG
Molecule: messenger RNA, 1059 nt
Organism: Aspergillus steynii IBT 23096
Lineage: Eukaryota; Fungi; Ascomycota; Eurotiomycetes; Eurotiales; Aspergillaceae
Exons: 3
Coding region: 1-1059 (352 amino acids)
Source: RefSeq, a predicted model, not a curated record